AUGUCCUUCCCCUUAACCUACCCCACCACCCGCUCUCUAACGGGCGGCGACCUUCUUGCCCAGUCUCUCAAGCAGCUCGGCGUGACCGUUGCUUUUGGCUUACAUGGCGGACACCUAGACGCCUUCCUCAUGGGCUGCGAGAGCGUCGGAAUCAGGCUCAUUGAUACGAGACACGAGACAGCAGCCGUACAAGCCGCCGAGGGCUACGCAAAGGUUUCAGCGGGUAUUGGUGUUGCAUUUGUGACGGCGAAUAGCGGGUUUUCAAACGGUAUCCCCGGCCUCGCAUCCGCACUCGCAGAUCGCUCCCCGAUCCUGGUGGUAACCUCGUCGCCGCCGCUGCGUGACAGCGAAAAUAACUCGCUCCAGGGCAUCAUUGAUCAGGUCGUCGCAAGUCGGACGUUGACAAAGUUUGCGCAUCGAGUUACAAAUCCUGAGGAUGCGCCGAGGUUGGUUAGUUUGGCUGUCAGGACGGCGACGGCGGGAGCGCCGGGGCCGGCACUGCUUGACUUCCCUAUUGAUGUGCUUUUCACGCCGGUGCAUGAGAAUUUGAUUUCGUGGGGGUCAAUUACGUCUCCGCGUUCUUAUGCGCCGGGUCCACAUGUUGAGGCUGUUAAGGACGCUGUGGGUUUGCUUAAAGCUGCGACAAGGCCGGCCAUCAUCAUCGGUAGUGGAGGACAGGGGGAGGAGACAACGGCACACCUCCUCUCCCUCUCAAACAGCCACAACAUACCCGUCUUCGACACGCAAAAAUGCAUGCUCUCCUCGACGCUAUCCUGGAAAUGCAAGUUCUACGGCGGAUCGGCUGAUAAACUCGCUCUCCUGCCUGCUGUUCAAGCCCCCCAUCCAGACUUGAUCUUCCUCCUCGGCGCACGAACAGGCAUGUUCCUAGGCGGCCGCAGCGGGGCAAUCAUUCCAUUUCAUGACAAAUGCAAGCUGAUCCACGUUGACGUUGACGGGGGCGAGAUCGGCCGCACGCUCCCUGUCGACCUGGGUGUUAUCUCGGACGUGGGACAAUUCGUUUCUUCUUUGGAUGAUCAACUCAGGUCACUACCCGCAACAGGGAACAAAAAAACCGACGCAGAUUGGGUAAGCAAAGUAAUAUCCAUUAAAGCACGCCCAUCCCCCUGGGACUCAGAUCGGGAAACCACGCUCUCGGGCCGGAUGCAUCCACACCACGCUCUCAAGGCACUCUUCACCUCUCUUUCAUCAGACCCUCGUAUCCAAGACCCCAUCCUUGUUCUUGAUGGUGGAGAAUGCGCCCUCUGGGCUCAUAGCCUCGCUCAUAUCUUAAAUCCACGCGCAAUACUUAAGUCCACUGGUGCCCUCGGGUUCCUGGGGAACGGAUUUGGAUAUACCCUAGGCGCGGCUAUCGCAGCACCAAGGACCAAAGUUAUAAAUGUGCAGGGUGACGGGUCUGCCGGAUUUCAUCUUAUGGAGCUAGAUACGUAUGCAAGGCUGGGUGUUGAGGUUAUUACUGUUGUGAUGAAUAAUCAUUGCUGGGGAAUGAGCAGUAAUGGACAGCAGCUGGUUUAUGGGGACUUAAACCCGAAAAGGCCGGUCAGUACCCUGUCCGCCGUUACAGAGUAUGCAGACGUCUCGAGGGGCUUAGGGAAUAGGGGUUUCAAGGCACAGCGAGUUGAGGAGGUUCUUGAUGCUGCCCACGAGCUUCUGGAACGGGAAGGCCCGGCGUGUCUGGAGUUGAUUGUGGACUCAAAGCCCAUCCACCCGGUUACGGAGAUGAUGGUUGGGAAGACGGAGGAUCCGGACUUGGUGGUUGUUCCUUACUAUGACAAUAUCCCUAGGGCUUAUUACAAAGUCUAG
Aspergillus nidulans FGSC A4 is the source of this 1821-nucleotide messenger RNA. Its product is annotated as thiamine pyrophosphate-binding protein. The record is from RefSeq and is a predicted model, not a curated record. NCBI's taxonomy places the organism in Eukaryota, Fungi, Ascomycota, Eurotiomycetes, Eurotiales, Aspergillaceae. The coding region runs from base 1 to 1821 and encodes 606 amino acids. The transcript is spliced from 4 exons. Gene Ontology annotation, molecular function: thiamine pyrophosphate binding; catalytic activity; magnesium ion binding.